Molecule: messenger RNA, 1445 nt
Organism: Ceratotherium simum simum (southern white rhinoceros)
Lineage: Eukaryota; Metazoa; Chordata; Mammalia; Perissodactyla; Rhinocerotidae
Gene: XKR9
Product: XK related 9
Cellular component (GO): membrane
Source: RefSeq, a predicted model, not a curated record
UUUCCAGAAGGGACUUUGAGUUAAAGAAGGCUUUUUAUAUUUGACAAGUGUUGUCACCUGUAAUGAAGAUCGUUGUGAAACAGAAGAUUGAAUAAAGCCUUGUAACAUUGGACCCAGAUUAGGGAUUUAGAAAAGAAAGUUAAAAUUAGUGACUUGGUUUUAGUGUUCCAAUUUCACAAUAUUUAUUCUUUCUUCUAAAUAGAUUUAGGGAGUAGAAAUUAAAAUUCAGUGCUAUACCAAAGGCUGCACUAAUAAUAGUUCUGGUUUUUUUUUUUCUUUUUGUAUGAGAGAAGAAAGAUAACCAAGAGCUAUAGUGACUCAUAAUGAAAUAUACUAAAUUGAAUUUUAUGAUGUCAGUUCUUGGCAUUAUAAUCUAUAUAACUGAUGUAAUCGUGGACUUCUGGGUAUCUGUCAGGUUUUUCCUUGAAAGACAAUAUGUUUUUGGUGCUUUAACAGUGAGCUUUAUGCUCUUUGGAACACUUGUUGUCCAGUGUUUUAGUUAUUCUUGGUUUAAGGCUGAUUUAAAGAAGGCAGGUCAAGAAAGUCAGCAUUGUUUUCUUCUACUUCAUUGCUUGCAAGGAGGAGUUUUUACAAGGUAUUGGUUUGUCUUGAAAAAGGGUUAUCAUAUGGCUUUCAAAUAUAGCAGCAAAACUGAUAACUUCAUGGGAGAACAAAUUGAUCCACAUAAAGAAGUUAUAGAUAGAGUGACUGAUUUGAGCAUGCUCAGGCUUUUUGAGACCUACCUGGAAGGCUGCCCACAACUUGUUCUUCAGCUCUACACCUUUCUGGGACAUGGCCAAGCAAAUUUCAGUCAGUAUGCAGCCAUCGUGGUCUCAUGCUGUGCUAUUUCUUGGUCGACUGUUGAUUAUCAAGUAGCUUUAAGAAAAUCCUUGCCUGAUAAAAAUCUCCUUAAUGGAUUCUGUCCCAAACUCACAUAUCUCUUUUACAAAUUGUUUACAUUAUUAUCUUGGAUGCUGAGUGUUGUACUUCUUUUAUUCUUAAAUGUUAAGAUUGCUGUAUUUCUGUUGUUAUUGCUUUGGUUUUUGGGUAUCUUGUGGGCAUUUAAAAAGCAAACUCAGUUUUGUGCUUCCAUAGGUAUGGAAUUCUUAUACAGGAUUGUCGUUGGAUUCAUCCUUAUCUUUACAUUUUUUAAUGUUAAGGGACAGAAUACCAAAUUUCCAAUGUCUUGUUAUUAUAUUGUAAGGGUACUGGCCACAUUGGGGAUAUUAAUUGUGCUCUGGGUUUGCUCACUUUCUGUUUUUACUUCAGACUAUUUUAUACCUAUCAGUAUCACUAUAGCUCUUACUCUUCUCCUUGGAAUUAUUUUUCUUAUUGUUUAUUAUGGGACUUUGCACCCAAACAGAAAUGAAGAAACAAAACCUGACGAGAUUGAUGGACAGUCAGUUCAAAGAGACUGUAGAAUGAAAUAUUUCCUUAUGGAAUAA